ACCACGUCCAAGAACGUAAAAUCAGAAAUUAGCUACGAGAAAAUAGAAAUCUGGUUUGUCAUCUCCACGAAUCAAUAUCCAUGUCUUUUACGACGAGACCGAGAAUACAAACUUCAUGUAAUCAAAGUCCGACGGAUCUAGAAACAAGUUGUAUGGUCUCUCAACCGUUACACUUCAGUUUCGUGAAGAUUCACCUUCAUCGCCCCCGCUCAUUUGCUUAUCCCGAAUAAUCGUUUUGUAAAAUCCGAAACCGAGGAGUCGACUAAGAUCAUCAUCAAUAAUUUCGUAAAAGAAAUUUUGUUCAAAAUUGGCGUUUAUUGUACAAUUAGUGCAUCCUCGAUCACAUGUGCAUAUUACGGGGUUUCAUUUCUCUUGUGAGACCAGGCAAUUUUUCGUAUGCCUAGUUUUUUAUGGGGGAAUUUUAUCACCUUGUACAGUCGCUUGUGACUUAUGGAGUAGAAGUUUUACAUCUAGCGAAUGUGGUGAGGGCCGCGAUAGCUAUUGUUAGUAGCCCUGUCUAAUGGAAGCUUGUUCCUACUCCCUGGCCCUCAAUUCGACAUUGCACCGGAUAGGAAAACACCCACAAAGUUCGAGUAGGUUCAUAUGUGGUUGUGACAUAAAAUUUUUCUGAGAUGUUGAAUGGUCAUGUGAAUCUGUCCUCGUUGCAGUUGUCUGUCUUCAUACGCCAACGUUGGACACAGGCAUAUAAUUAAUUCUUUCCAUACUGCUUGUUUGUGACAUCAUACUUCAUACUCAACACAAGACCACUUACAUUGACAUUCAUCCUAUCAUACAUCGUCCACAUCUUCUCCACAUCUACAUUGGUUGUACUAAUCCAUCAUAUUCUUGCGUACUUAGAAGGAUCUUGUUUCCUUCUUCCGAUCAUCAAGAUGGCGGAGCACGUGUGUCGUUUGGUCAAGCAGCAGUAUGCGCUUGAUGCUUUGCCUGGUGAAGUGAACAUCGCUGCGAACAGCAGUCCCGUUACGGUUGGUCGCACAAACGAGAACACGUUGUGCACCGUUGACAAAACGAUUAGUAAAAACCACUGCUCACUGGAAUUGCAUUUUACACGGUCUCCGAGCUUGGGGAAUCAACUACGGAAAUUGCUGUUUCUGAAGGACAACAGCAGUUUCGGAUCGUACAUAAACGAGGUGAAGCUGGGCAAAGAGGCGCCUUUGACGUUGAUCCCACACCAAGCAAAUGUGGCUUUUCGAAGGCCCAAGGCGCAAGAUGAUGGAGGGUAUUACAGAGGCGACUACGUGGUGCACUACUCGUCGAAUAACAUACCGAAAGGAGACGAGGUAUUACUUUUUACUAUGCCUGUGAUCAAAUAACCCACCAGAAGAAGCAGACUAGGUACUUAUUUUUACGGAUGAGUUUAUUUCGAUUUCCUGUUGAUGUUGCAAGAAUUUUUGUUUCAUCUUGACAAUUGAAUACUUGAAAGUCUGCUGCGCGUGCAACACAAGUAUUUUACAACAGCUUCUAUGCGACGAGCAAGGCAAUGUUAUCGGACCGGUAAAUAUAGUAGGAAGUAUUGCACCGCAGCAGGAUAUGCAGUCUUUGCGACCUUACUCGAAUUUGAUGCCGCAAGAACAACAGAACUGGCCAGAUAUUCUGAUCCCGGUCAAUAUGGCAGGUAUUAUACUUGCACACUAAUUUAUUUUGCUUUGAUGUUGACGAUGAUGAAUUGAACUCCCAUACGAAUUCCUUUUUUGGUUCAGUACACCACACGAACAAUUUGUUACCCUCACUGCCUGGUCACAUAGUACUUUAUUCUGCAGCGCAGUCAAAAAUUUGGAUCAUUAUGAACCCAUCAUCCCAAGCAACUAUCAACUCAGAUUGGUCAUCCUCCGCGCAAGCGCUUGGGGUUGUUGUAGUUGCAAGUUGAUGUAGAGGUGUCUUGUGUGAGUGAGGUCCUUGAAGAAGAAGUUUGUUGUGAAGAGAAAAACGAAUUCAGACAACCACUUGUAAUUUUAGCAAAGAAAAAUUACAGAGUUGUACAGGAGCACAAGGGUCGUGCAUGUUUCAAUAUUCCUUGGCCACGUAGACACUUCUGUACUAUAGUUUCACUAAAAAUAGAUUCGAAAGCGCUUUUGCUUGUGCGCAGGUAGUACUACCUAAGUUGUUUCAGCACAUUGGAUGUACCACACUGAAUGACUUUCCUGGAUGUGGAUCCACUUGGUCUCGCCGUACAUUACGGUUGCAGCACUAGCACUGAACGCACUACACUGAGACGAGAUCAAUCAUGAGAACAACCAACUUGCUCUCACUAGGACUUCAGGACGGACAAUCUUUUGUAACUGUAAAAUGAUUUUGUUUAUUUGUUGAGCAAGUCUCAGGCUCUCGAUCUCUGAUCAUCUUUUGAAUGACACCCACGACGGAUCCCUGGCGAUGCCUAGGCAUCGCCUUGCCUGUUCAAAACUCCAUCAUGAGCGCGUCUCAGUCUGUGCGAUGUGGGCCAUUUUUUAGAUACGUAGGUUAGAAGAAGUACUCCCGAAUCAGACCCGUCCCCAGAACAGCCUUUAUCUGCCCCAAUAUAUUUGAUACUAAUUCUUAACCUUAAGAGACUCUCUUAGAGGAGUCUGUUCUAAAUUCGUAAUCUUUUCUAUUUUUGAUUCAUUGUGUCGACUCGUUGGUGAUUACAGCUAUUUUUUAUCUCCUAGCGUACUAUCUGAUUUGCAUGAGUAUGUCCGAUGAGUUUCUGUUGUGAAUUUGGCUUGUUCCUUUUGUCAUUGAAUCGAGAACUCUACUGGGUCUAAUCGCUGUCAAAUGACAGGUAAGUUUCUCAUGAAGAAUAAAAAACUAUUGCUGAAGAAUUAAUGUGUCGGGUAAUGUGAACUCUCCCUUUUUUUUCCGCGCGUCAAUCCUCCUCUCUCUUGCCGCGCUCCCUACCCAGGUCUCUCGUGUUUAUUUUAUAUCCUUUUCUCCCUCUUGCUUCCUCCUCCAGGUCUAGUCGCCCUCAGAGAGGCCUCUUUUUUAAACUUUAUCUCAUUUCCCGUUCCUCUUCGCCUCUCUCCCAGGUCUCGUUGUCGGCAAGGGUGGCGAGACUAUCAAACGAAUUGGCGAGCAAUCAGGGACACGACUCGAUGUCAGUAAAGAUCGCCAGGAUUGCGAUGCGAAUGGAAUGAAGAAAGUCCACGUCAUUGAAGGAAAUGCAGAGACUGUUUAUGAUUUCCAUUAUUUUUAGAUGCGAUUACUAAGUACACCAGAAUCUCCGUCUAGAAAUAGACAAUGAUUCCGACGAAAUAUUCGAGUAAAUCAUUUCAAAAUCAAGCUCCCAAUACAGCACUAUCUUUUUUAUCUUCUUGUACUACUGAGUAGUAAGUACCUCCAGUACCUACUCAGCGCCUCCCUGCCCCCUUCUAAUACCCCGAAAUCGCGCGUAAAAUGAUCAACGACUUGGUCGAAGAGAACCGCGCUACAUACCAAAUGAACAAGGAUGGUGGAAUGAAAGGAGGUCCGAUGAUGGUAGGUCCAGACGGCGCUCCUUUGGGCGGAAAAAUAGGAGACAAUAUGGGCAUGGGCGGAAAGGAUAUGAAAGGAAACCCUAUGAUGAUGGGCAAAGGUAAGCCGGGAAUGAAGAAAGGCGAUACUAUGAUGAAGGGUGGAUCAAUGGGAAAGACCAAUCAGCCACUCACACCAAGAGAAGGAGCGGAAUUGAUUAUUGUAUUGAUCUUACAUUGAGACCCUUUUUUUGUUCGAUCAGAACGAAGUGCAUCAAAACUACAGUUCUUCCUUGAAAAAACAAAUUAGUUGUAUACAUACUUCAUUAUUUUUCAUCCACGAUUAGGAUGACCACAACAACCCCUACCCCAUCUCAACAACCCCCUACCCACCAACAGACUAACGCCGGCAUGGUUGGACUUAUCAUUGGCGCCAGUGGAAAGACAGUGAAUAGGAUAAAGGCGGAUACUAUGACGGAAAUAGAAAUUGGCCUUGCUCCAGAUGGCAAUCCGGAGAUGCGCGCAGUGCAAAUAUCAGGAGACCCAGCCAACAUCGCUCGUGCCAAGCAAAUGAUUGAAGAUUUGUUGAAGGAGAGGGAGGAGAAGAAUAACCGUACUUUUUUUUUCCUAUUCAUUGUUAUUUUCAUCUGAACAACAACAUCUCCAUCUCGAACUUCUUUUCUUACCUGAUCUUGAUCUACCGUCUUCUCCUGACAUGGUUUCAAACGCCUGAUGAACAACGUUACUUUCUUAACUCAAUAAAACAGUGAUGAAAGGCGCUGGUAAGAAGAAGGGUCCAGGUGGCAAGAUGUCCCCCGGCGGAGGCCCUAUCGACGGCGCGCCUCCAGGCCCGCUUGAGACAUUCGAGACGGAAGUGCCCAGUGACGUCGUAGGCCUGCUCAUCGGCCAUCGCGGAGACACGAUCCGUCGUAUUCAAAACGAAACCGGCUGCAAAGUGGAGGUGGAUAAGAGUCGAGGAACGCCAGGUGUGAGUCAGAUGGUGAUAUUUGAAGCUCCAGAACGAGCCAUGAUCGAAGCCGGCGUAGCUGCCAUGAACGAAAUUCUUAGGCCAGUGAUUGAGGCACGAGCGGGUCAGAGCGGCGGUCCGCAAGCGACCUCGUUGCAGAAUGAAACAGCAGCGGCAAUGCAACAGGGAGCUGGUAUGAUUAUGAUUUUUGAGUUAGGUCUCAGUUAUUAUCCUGUAGAUGUGAAGAACGACAAGAAGAAGUUGGACUAGUUAUUGAUUAUCCUGAAGUUGCAUUCUAUUUUUCUUCCAUGGAUUUCGAUUUUUUGGUUUUUUUCGUAUCACAUGAUAAUCCUUGUUACGCGAAAACCCAACGCAGAGCACGCCAUCACGCACAACCCGGAGGACAAUUUGUGGUAUUGCCAUUUCAACUUAACGGACGGUAAGCAAAUCGAUUUGAUCAUCGGCAACGAGGGCGCCACGAUCCGAAGGCUGGGAGAGGAGAGUAAAACCGACAUAAGCAUCGUCCGCAUUGGCGGGGAGGGCGAAGCAGCAGAGCAUACUUGCAUAAUCAAAGGUGCUACGGAAGAGGAAGUGACCAAAGCCAGAACUCUGGUUCAGGAAGUACUGAACGAACAUAUGCCACCGCCAGCACCGAUGAUGGCAGCACCGGAUGCGAGUGGCAUGGUAAUUAUGAUCCAGUACAACAACCGGCGAGUUUUCCCUCUUCUACUCGUAGACUUAUCCCCCCAAGCAAUUAUGAUCUCGUGACGCCAGGUUUCUGAUGGUCCCAGCUAGCGUCUACAUCUCUCCUCAGUUCUACUCCUGAAGAAAGAGGUUCCUCUCAACUGCAUUCCGUAUAAUGUUUUUCAUGAUAGUACAACCAAGAAGUAUGAAGCGCUGUCAGGAUCACUACAAACUAUCCUAUUUGAAACAGCCUAUCGGACCUCCGGAUGGCAAGCAUGGAGGAGGCAAGAAAGGCGGCAAACCCGACGCAAGCAAGGGCAAGGGUGGAAAAGGCGGAGGUAUUAAGCUUCCUUCUAAUUGUAGUGUCAGACGGGAAGAUUCAGACAAUUGGGUCACCAAUGCAUUUACUUUUAUGAUGCCAAUAUGCAGGACCUUCUCUCAGGACUUUAACGAACAACAUUCCUAGCUGAGUACGUGGUUCACAAUAUUAUAACGUAUUACGACAGGUAAGAAAGGUCCCGAAGAAAAGCGAAAGUUGUACAUCGAUGAGAUGAAUUUUCCGCGAAGACGUGUCGAUCAAAUACAUCCGGAAGAGAUGGAGGUCUUUAUCUCCGGCAUGCGGUCUGAUAUAGAUGAGGAGUGCGUCUGGAAAUGCCUAUGUGCAGUCGGAGCAAGCGAUGUGGCGGAAAUCUUGCUGCUUAAGGUACGUGAUUUUUUUCGUUGUUGGAACUAGAUACGAGCUUGCUUGAUUUGUUCUUGGUGUAUCUUGUUCUGAUUGAGGUGCUUCUUAGAUAACAUUUGUCGAUAGCACAAGAAAACAAUCUUUUUUCAACAAAUAUCUCCCCCACACAGGACCAAGACCGAGGUGAUAUCUCCAAAGGAAUGGCAUAUGUGCUUUUUAGCAACCAAGCCCAUGCGAUGACGGCAACUCAGAAACUCAGUAUGCGACCUCUCCAUGCAGGAGUAAACGACAUCGCAACCGACCAGCUCAAGUGCGUCUGGUCCGAGUCGGAAAGGGUGCUGAGAGGAAGCAAUGGUACUUAUCCUCUCAAUAGGAUGUUGCAGGAACUUGCUAUUGUCUCUUACAGAAUAUGGAACAGCAAGUGAUUGAUAAGCAGAUCAUGAAACAAGUCAUCUCUUUAUUUCAUGUUAGCACGACCAAAGAACCACGUCCACGUGCAAUUAUCGACCACAGAAUUUCCAUCACCCCAACCACACACAUACCACCAAAGGUUCUCAUCGCGAAGAGCUGAUUGGUAAAUUGAUGGGUAAGAAGGCAGUUCGUAUGCAGGAAAUCCAACAGGCUAUUGGUGCUAAUAGGGCUAUCUUGACUGGACGAGGAAUGAAGGGUUAUGGAACCACUGACGAGUGCACCAGAUUGCAUUUAGUGCUUUGUAUUCAACCAGGAACCGGCAUAGAGAUGAUGGAAAAAGCGAAGCCUGUAUGGGAAGAGCAGUUGACUUACGCUUAUCAGGUAUACCUGUAGCUAGAUACUAGAGACCUGCUACAAAAAAAAGAUCUUUUAUCCUACUGCAACACGAGUACACGCAACCAACAUAAUGAUGACGCAAAACCGAUACUAUACUCAAGUUUCCGAAACUUGGUGUAGAAACAACGAAUUUGCACGUCAGUCUGACAUUUGGGUUGUUGUACGUGGAAAUCGAUGAAGAUUUAGAUCAAGAUUUAGAUCAAACAGUUCUUUGUGAAAACGAAAAAUUCUCUUCGGAUCUUUUCACUCUUGUAGUUCUCAUGCACAAUUAUUAAUCAGGACGGCUACAACGGCGGUCGAGACCAGCAACCGUUUAGGCCACCUGGUGUCCAGAACCCUGGCGGGGUUUUUAUCCCUCCUACCGCAGUCGGCGCUCCUCCAGUCGGUACUCCUCCAGGAGUAGCACAGCAGCAGCCGGUGACGACUUUCAUCCAGCCGCCUGGGGGCGGUCCGCCUCAGCAGGUGAUCGUGAUGCCUGCAGGCGGCGGUGGACCUCCGCCACAGCAACAAAUACUAGCGCAAGGUGGCGGUGGACCUCCGCAACAGGUGAUCGUCGGCGCCCCACCGCUCGGAGGACCUGGAGCGCCUCUUCCUACAGAUCCCGCGAGUGGCCAGGUGAUCGCCGCACCUCCUGGAGCAGUAGUUCAGCAGCCGCAGGUGGUGCAACAACAGCCGGUAGUCGUGCCGGCUGUUGCACAACCGGUUCUGAAAAUUCCUCUAGUGUUGAAGCGUGUAAACAGCGACACAGGCAAGAAGUACUGCGAAGCCGUCGCUCUAGUCGGAAGCGAGCUCAGAUGGCAAGCUUGGUGUCCAGAAGUGGGCGGCGAGGGCUGGAAAGCCUACGCUUUGCGGUGGGGGAAAGAAGGCCAACUCUUUGUCAUUCUGCAGCAGCGUGAAAGCGGUCAGAUCAAGCUUUGUGUGGUUGAAGAGAACCUUCCCAUGGAACGAUGGAAAACCGUAGUAGCACCUCCAGUAGAACUCUUCUCCGCCAAGAACUGCAUGUUCAAGCCGUUCAACAUUGACGGCAAGAGUUACCUCGCUUGUCUAGACAGAGCAAGGAAGAAGAUUCUGAUGUACAAGAUUCGAGACCCAAACGAGGCGUGGGAAACGUGCUACGAAGAACCUCUGCGCAUCGAGUCCAAUCCAAACUCUAUGCGCUUCAGUCACUGCGCGAAGAUUCAUUUCUUCUACUGCCCAGCCACCAGGAGACCCUACGCCAUUGUCCACGAUCGCAGUGAAGACAAGCGGUUUUACAAUGUGCCUGAGUUGUACGAGAUCAGUUCGGCGCGAGAACAGUGGCGCAAAGUAGAGUGCGAAUCCGAACACGGAUUCAAAAUGCCACUCCCUCAAACGAAAUUCCGCAUGUGGCCAGUGUACAUGCGCACCAACGCAGGAGGACCGGCUACUGGUCCGGAUGGCGCGCCGAUCGGAGGUGCACAAGCAGCGACGAUUGAGGUCUUCCUGUUCGUAAUGGACGUAGAGCACAAGGAGUUGCUGAUCAUCUACAUUCCAAGGGAAGGCGUGUGCAACGAGUGGCACAUUGUGGCGAGGAAAAGCUUUGCGGCUGACACGAGACUGUCGUUGCUCUACAUAGCAGGAAAGCCAGAACCGAUGUGCAUGUCGUUGUCGUCUCAGAGUGGACAAGCAUGCUUGUUUAAGGUACUUACUAGUACUACGCUUGGACGUUUUUAUGAUCACCCAGUUGGAAUCACAUUUAGAUCUACUGAGAAGCGAACCCCUGUCUUUCAUCGUCAAUCCAAAACUAUUCGUUCUAGGUCCACCUGCACUUAGUGGUGCCACCGCCGGGUAUGUCAGCCAAGGAUAGGCCGCCUCCGCAAAGAGCAAUACUCGAAGAGCUCUUUAGGCGAGAUAUCAAUGACCUCCUCAAGGGGCAUCCAGCCUACAGUGACGAGUCAAUGAAGCAUCAGCUCAUCCCUGUCGACACCUCAGCCGAUCUCGCGUGCUCCCAGGCACAUCCGUGGAUAUCACAGAUCAUCAAGGUACUUACAGUCCCUUUCUUACCCCAGUUUUUACUCUAGACACAGAGCAUUUAUGUGUGUACUUCUUUAUUCAUGUGGUCUCUCAAGACGAUAGUAAUUUCCAAUCGCACAGUUUUUUUCUAAAUCCCAAUUUUUACUCUCACAGGAGUCGGCCCUUCCGAAGAAUCUUGCCGCUGCGCACGUUGAGCCAACUCCAGGACACAGCAUUCCGCUCACUCGGGGUCCGUUCGGAGACACCAAAGAGUCUAAGAAUUCCGCAGAAAGUCCGUUCGAGCAAGACGGUGGUGGUGGUGGUAAUAGUAAUAAUGCAGGUGGAGCCGAAAAUAGUGCAGCACGCGGUGCAGCAGCGUUGCCAGUCUCGAAGAAUCACAUGGGCCCUUUCGAUUCUAGCCCCUUUGGUGAGGACGACGACGACAGCAGUGACGCAGGUCAAGGACCGUUUGACAACGUGGAGCCCAAGAAAAAACGAGAUAUCCCAUUCGAUGAUGGACUCCUGUUUCAUUUAGGCGACAAAGUCGAGGCAAACUGGCGACGUAAGGGCAACUGGUACCCAGCUCGCAUUGUCGGAGUGUCGACGCAAGGGAACGGAUUCACUUUGGAAUAUGAGGCAACGGGAGAGUUGGAGUAUGACGUCUGGGAGCAGCAUAUUCAACCGCUGUCAUUGCGUCUCAGCUCCUACGCCAAUUGGCGGGGGCCGAAGGACACCAUAACAGUCCGAGCAGAACGCAUUGGAUUGAUAUUAUGAUGAAGGAUCGAUGAUGAAACCUGAGUUUGAUUUUUAGAGUAGAUUAUCAAGUGUAGUUGCAGAAUAAUUUAGAAAAGGUAAAAAAAUGGAGACUGCUUCUACUAGUAGCUAGGAGAAAGUCCUUUAGGUUAGUCCAAAUUGUACUGUCCAUCUCCACUGUUCAAGUCUACCUCCCGAUUGUACUGUCCAACUAUGUUGAAGAAAGUUUAGAGAGGAGCUUCAUUACACCUAACAUCUCUUGCACCUAACAUGUCCUCUUUUUCUAAGAAUUAUUGGCUCAAAGGGAGGCACCGUGAAGGAGCUAGAGCGGGAAUUCCAGGUCAAGGUGGCGAUAAGUCGGGAUGAGGGAGAGCGGAAAGAGAUUUUCAUUCUCGCGGAGACGGCCAAACGGGUAAAGGAAUGUCGCGACCGUAUCCAACGUAUCAUUCGCGACGCCCAGGCCAAAGACGACAAUGAGAAACGCAGGCAAGAGUCAAUACAGGAGCAAAGGAGGCGAGAGGCGGAAGAGUGGGAACGACAGAAGAGAAGAAGGUCAAGAGAUCGUGAUGUGCCAAAGGGUGAAGACCACCAUAAUGACCAAAGAGGUGGUGGAGAUAACUUUGGAGACAGUAGAGGCGGUGCUGGGAAUAGUAAUCACUAUGGAGGAAGUAGGGGUGAUGGAGGGUCCUAUCGCAAUGAGCAUGGCGGAGGCGGAAGUAGGGGAGAUCGAGAUGGUGGUGGCCGCGGUGGCAAUGGCGAGUAUGGUGGUGGCAACAGCUAUGGAGCUGGCGGCUAUGGCGGCCGCGGAGGAGGUCAUCGUGGUGGAGGCAGUAGAGGCUGGGGUGGUAAAGACGAUAACUACCGAGGCCAGGAAGUAAGAGGCAGAGAGCAAAGAGGCGGAGAUCACAGAGGCGAUCGGGCAGAUAGAGGUGGUGAUAGAGGCGACAUCAGAGGUGGUGAUAGAGGCGACAUCCGAGGUGGUGAUAGAGGCGAGAUCCGAGGUGGUGAUAGAGGAGAGAGGGGCGAUCGUAGUGGCAACAAUCAAGAACGACAAGAAGCUCGUAGGUACCAGGAUCGAGACGAGCAAUGGGAGAGAGAUGCGAAGCGACGAAGGCAAGACCCUCCUACGGACGAACGACCCAGAGUUGUCCUGAACAAAAGGCAGCGGAGCCGCAGUCGAUAAAUCUCUAGUCGUGGGGUACGAUUUAGAAUAUUCGAUUUUAAAAUUUAGCUUCACAACUCAGCAUAAUAAUGUUCCUUCUCGAGGUGUAGUAAACCGAUUAGUUCGCAUAGCCUCGCUGGCAUCUGGAAUUUUAGCCCGCGUUUGGGCGUCAUCGAAACAUGUAUCAUGAAAUUUAGAUUUGGAUUUAGAAACGUCGGUAUUUGGUUGUACUUAUUUGAAACGUCACAUUUGGAGCAGCUAGAAGAAAGGUUCUACAUAUACUCUACAGCGGAAUCCUAGUCAUAAUAGUCCUUACCACGACGACGUGGUUCAAAUAGUCGAAAAUGUAGAUAUGCAGAGCGGGCGACGGUCAAUCUCGCAUCUGAAUGUCAUACAAGGUUUUUACUCGUUAUUCAAUGUAAUAAAAGUUUGUUUGUCUGUUUUUCCUGCACGCGAAAAAUCGGGAUCAUUAUCUAUCGAUAUUUAGAGCAUCUUCGUUCAAGGAAUCCACUAGAUUUUACUUCGUAGAAGAAAAUCCAAUGUAGACGAGCGUCCUCACUUUUCCCAAUUUUCUAGAGUCUUUUUGGAGUGUUUCUGUGCCUUUCCCAGCUGCUUUGUUGUAAAGCGAUCUCUCGCAAGACCGAUGAUUUACAUCCCUAAACGAACCAUAGAACCACGUGCGCACAUGAUCCAUUGACAUCAACGAUGCUUGGUGUCCCCAAUCAACCUUCUCCCAAACGAACGAUUUUACCCUAAAGAUGUAGCUCCGUUCGAUGAGCACGUUUCAAAAUAUGACAUCAAAUAGAUACUGUGUUUCGAAGUCGUGUUCCAGCAAAGUCUCUUUGUCUCUUCGUAGAUCCUGGGAUGAUUUAGAUCUUGGCCUCGAGGAUGAAGAACAAAGUCUCGAUCUUUAGAAAACACAAGGCAGCCAACAACAACAUGCGAAGAUGAAGACUCCAUCAGAAGAUCUAGCAUUUUUUACUCUUCAUCUAUGGUGACGGAUCUUGAAAUGAGCAUCAGCACUACAGAUCUGGUUCUCAGAGAGAAUCUUUUAGGUCGAGGAAAAGACAAUGGAAGAAAAAAGGACAAGUUGAGAUCUCGAGGAGAACACCAUCAUCGAUUGCUGUAGAUCACUUGCUGUAGAUCAAGAACACCAACAUCGAUACACGAAUUGAACGACCGCUCCUCUUGCAUGUUGGGAUCCUUCCUGAGGAUCAACUCGCAAGUUUAUGUGUGUUUGAAGUUCAAUUUUCCUUUAGAUCGUCUUUUCAACCGAAAUCGCUACACAGGGAAACGGAGUAAUUCUCCUGAGGUAAUCUCUUAGGGUAGAGUUAAGU
Molecule: messenger RNA, 11806 nt
Organism: Amoebophrya sp. A25
Lineage: Eukaryota; Dinophyceae; Syndiniales; Amoebophryaceae
Source: the annotation of a GenBank genome assembly